Molecule: messenger RNA, 1584 nt
Organism: Talaromyces marneffei
Lineage: Eukaryota; Fungi; Ascomycota; Eurotiomycetes; Eurotiales; Trichocomaceae
Exons: 2
Coding region: 1-1584 (527 amino acids)
Source: RefSeq, a predicted model, not a curated record
AUGGUGUCACUCUGGGGAAGUAAUCGGAACAACCCACGGACAACAGAAGAAGGACAAGGUCAUUCAAAUCCUCAACAUGAACACCAAGAACCUGAUGAGCGCACACGGUUGAUAUCUCGCGGUGCUCCGAACGAGGGGUAUCGAUACCUGAGUCCCGAUGAUCCAGCUGUAUCCCCAUACAACCUCUGGAGCGUCCGCGCCCUCCGCUUUUUCACCUGCCUCUUCCUCGCCAUCAGUUUCGUCUGGUGGGUCUUCCUCCUUGUAUCCAUCUUCGUCAGUCCACCAUUGAUAUACAACCGCGGCUCCGGCUUUACGGAUUUCUCAUACACAACCUUGACAGUCGGAAACCUGAUUGUGAGCCUUUUGUUUUUCACGAUUCCGUCAAAACCGAUGAUUAUGUGGAAUGUUGUGCUGGCGCUGUUGUUGUUGGUGGAUAUGAUUAUUAUUCUUGCUGUGCCCAGGAUCAGGCUUGAGGAGGGUUGGGUGGGGAUUGCGUCUAUUGUGUGGGCGGUUGUGAUUUCGGUGUAUAAUGUUGUGCAGGUAUAUUUCGUGGAGAAGGGGAAGGAAGAAGAGGAAGAGAGAUUGACCGGGCGUGUGGAGACGAGACGAUCGCUGUUCGAAUGGGUAUCUGUGUUUGUCGAGACUAUUGUGUUGGGUAUUAUCGCUGUGGUCGCUAUUCUGCUUACUGCAACGCUCAUUCUACGUGCAAGCGAUGCCAGUUUGGAGGCCCCCGGAAAGCGGUAUUUGGUCAACAAUAGGAAAUUCGAAGUCCAUCUCGCAUGCGUGGGAAAUAUCACCAAUCCAGAUGGCAAAACGCCGACGAUUCUGGUCGAAGCCGGCGAAACCCCAUCUGAACAAUCACUUCUACCAUUCAUUCACAACGCAUACUGCAACGGCACAAUAGAUCGGUACUGCUACUGGGAUCGACCUGGCUUUGGGUGGUCCGACAACGCUCCUUCACCUCAUUCAGCAGGUAUGGCUACCGACGCUUUGUCCGAAGCACUUGCACUUGCAGGCGAAGAAGGACCCUGGAUUCUUGUCUCUGCUGGCGUGGGCAGUAUAUACAGCCGCAUCUUUGCCAGUCGUCAUAUCCACGAUGUCAAGGGCUUGUUCAUGAUCGACCCAACCCACGAAGAUCAACUACAACAGAUUGGAAAACCAGGUCGAGGCUUUGUCCUCUGGGGUAGGGGAAUAAUCUCACCUCUUGGCCUGGACAGAUUAGCAGGCGCAAUCUUCAAGGGCCGUACUCGCGAAGAGCGAGUCUAUGGCAAAGCCUCUUAUCAAAACGGGAAAUAUAUAAAAGCCAAACUGCAAGAAAACCUGGUCGCGGAGAGUAUGACUUCCAGCGAGAUUGCCAGCGCGAAAAACAUUCAAACACCCGAUACACCGUUGGUGGUUGUCAGUUCCGGAGUGGAAGUACGCAAAAACGAGAAAUGGGCAAGGCAGCAGGAGGAGAUGACGAAGAUCACAGACAAUUUGGUGAGCUGGGAUGUUGUGAGGGGCGCAAACCACGAGGUCUGGACGAGUUGGGAGGGGAGAAAGGUUUUGGAGAGGAGGUUGGGGGAGAUUGUGAAGCAGGCUUGA